Messenger RNA from Mercurialis annua (annual mercury), 1287 nucleotides. RefSeq names its product malate dehydrogenase, glyoxysomal. Gene Ontology annotation, cellular component: cytoplasm; chloroplast. The record is from RefSeq and is a predicted model, not a curated record. The transcript is spliced from 9 exons. Gene Ontology annotation, molecular function: L-malate dehydrogenase (NAD+) activity. The coding region runs from base 80 to 1150 and encodes 356 amino acids. NCBI's taxonomy places the organism in Eukaryota, Viridiplantae, Streptophyta, Magnoliopsida, Malpighiales, Euphorbiaceae. Gene Ontology annotation, biological process: malate metabolic process; tricarboxylic acid cycle.
UAUCAACUUCUCAGCUUUCGUAUUUUAUCCCGUUUCCUUAUAUCUGCUACUUCCAUUUCUGUCAUAAUAACACAUAGCAAUGGAGUCAAGUUCAGAGGCUGCCCAAAGAAUUGCAAGAAUAUCUGCUCAUCUAUAUCCUCCCAAUUUCCAGAUGGAGGAAAGUCCAGCUUUGAAGAGAGUUGAUUGCAGGGCAAAAGGAGGAGCACCAGGGUUCAAGGUGGCUAUCUUGGGCGCGGCCGGAGGUAUCGGCCAACCUCUUGCAAUGCUUAUGAAGAUGAACCCGUUAGUCUCAGUUCUUCAUCUCUAUGAUGUUGUGAAUGCUCCUGGCGUCACGGCCGAUAUUAGCCAUAUGGACACUGGUGCUGUGGUUCGCGGUUUUCUUGGCCAGCAACAGCUUGAGAAUGCUCUUACAGGCAUGGACCUUGUAAUCAUACCUGCUGGUGUGCCAAGGAAGCCUGGGAUGACUAGGGAUGAUCUUUUCAAAAUUAAUGCUGGGAUUGUCAGGACUCUUGCUGAAGGAAUUGCCAAGUGCUGCCCCAGAGCAAUCGUCAAUUUGAUCAGCAAUCCUGUUAACUCCACAGUUCCUAUUGCUGCUGAGGUUUUCAAGAAGGCUGGGACUUAUGAUCCCAAGCGACUUCUUGGAGUUACGAUGCUUGAUGUCGUCAGAGCAAACACUUUUGUGGCUGAAGUUCUGGGACUUGAUCCUAGGGAUGUUGAUGUCCCGGUGGUUGGAGGUCAUGCAGGAGUUACAAUUUUACCACUUUUGUCGCAGGUUAAACCUCCCUGCAGCUUCACCCCAGAGGAAACUGAAUACCUGACUAAAAGAAUUCAAGAUGGUGGCACGGAGGUGGUUCAGGCAAAAGCUGGGGCUGGCUCUGCAACACUCUCAAUGGCGUAUGCAGCAGUGAAAUUUGCAGAUGCAUGUCUUCGUGGUUUGAGAGGAGACGCCGGAGUCAUUGAAUGUUCAUAUGUUGACUCUCAGGUGACGGAACUUCCUUUCUUUGCAACCAAGGUACGACUUGGCCGUAAUGGAGCUGAGGAAGUCUAUCAACUUGGUCCUUUGAAUGAGUAUGAAAGGAUCGGGUUGGAGAAGGCGAAAAAGGAGUUGGAAGCAAGCAUUGAGAAGGGAGUUUCGUUUAUUAGGAAGUAGUAGGUCCUCCAUAUUGAGGAAAAGAGUAUUAUGUAAAUGUAAUAAGUAUAAUGUAUUAGUAUUUUGUUUCAUAAAUGUUCAAUCAACCCUCUUGUAUCCAUACUCUUUUAUAAUGAACUUUCCUAUAAGUUUCAGCA